AUUAAUCCACUUUCCAUUACUUCCAAUGGGAAAGUUCGCUUCAGUUUAUGAACGCUUCAGUUUAUGAACAGACUUCCGGAACCAAUUGUGUUCAUAAACCGAGGUACCACUGUAAGCAUAUAUCUUAAUCGAAAAUAGAAAUAAAAACAGCUUGCACAAGUUAGUGCCCUUGUCCCCAUGUUACAGACGAGCAAUGGGUCUGCUCUUUUUUACCAUUAAAACUGCCCUCGUUGGUUGCCCUGGGUGACACUGUACUUACCAGGUUCCAAAAUGGGGUUGCACGAAAAAUCUCAUUUGGCUGCCUGCCUUUAGGUGGCACUAUUCGACUGCUCUGGUCCAUGGGGUCAUGAAGAGUCGGACACACGACUAAACAACAACAUUCGACUGAAACAUAAGCACUGCUGGAUUCUUCUUUUUUCUUUGGCGAUCACUGGUAGCCGAGUAAGAUUGUCUUCUGCUGGAUUAGCUCAACGCAAAGCUCUAAGUAGCCCAGGUGUGCUGAACCUUUGUCCCUCCAGAGGUUGCUGAACUACAGCUCCCAACCUCCCAACAGCUCUAGCAAGCAUUGCCAAUAUGCAAGGAUGAUGGGAAUUGUCCUUUGGCAACAUCUGGAGGACCGAAGGUUCCUCCUACGUGAUUUAGCAAUAACAAUAAGAAAUAAUUUAUUAUCUGUACCCCGCCCAUCCGGCUGGGUCUCCCCAGCCACUCUGGGCGGCUUCCAGCAUUCUGUUUGCAAAGGGGCCAGCGACGUAUCCUGUUCCCACCUGCGGCUUCGCCUCCUCUUUCGCCUGAGGAGCCAAGCCAUAUAGCGCUCCCCUCCGCGUGCGGAGCUGCAAGAGACGCAAGGGGGAGAGAGACAGACACGGAGACGAGGUGUGAUAGCCUGACACCAUGGUGGGUGAAGAAAAUAUCUCCUUAAGGAAUCGCCGAUCAACUUAUGAGACUUCAGAAGAGAAAGAAGACUCGUUAAAGAGGCUUGAAGUACCGGUAGACUGGUCUUCCCCACAGUCAAGCAAUGGUCAUGUUGACGUUGACCAUUUGGUCACUCGAAAGAUGCAACUUUUGGUGGAGGCUGAGCAAAUGAAACCAGCUUUCAUGCAGCGGAUCGACAGCCACUUUACAGAAUUAGUAAAUGGCUUGAUUGCGAAGUCCGUUCAGCUGGAGUCUUCGCCCCCUGCCUUCUCAGCCGUGUGCUCAGAGAAAGAUGGUGGCUUCAAAAGCAAGGGAUCAAGAGCACCUCCAGAACAUGGAAAAGUUUUUGUUGCUAGAAAGUCUGUCUUGGAAGGAUCAAGAGCACCUCUAGAACACGGAAAAGUUUUUGUUGCUAGAAAGUCUCCCUUGGAUGAACUAUUUGAAAUGGAAGACAUCCGGACCAUACGUCACAUGUUCAUUGCUUUCUUCAUCUUGAUCAUUCUCAGCACCCACAUAGUAGACUUUAUUGAUGAAGGAAGGUUGGUGCUGGAGUUUGAUCUCCUGGUCUACACUUUUGGCAAAGGUUCUGUCGUUGCUUCCACUUGGCUUUACAUGUUCCUGUUCACACUGACUGUGCCCUAUGGGCUGUUCCUGCUGUGGGCCCAGGGCUACCAUGGUUCCACCCACAAGACAAUCCACUCCGCUUUCUUUGGGGGUCUCUUCAUGAUUUUCCAUAUAUUUGGGCUUGGAGUGGGUCCAACUUACAUUGUCAUUGCCUACAAUUUACCACCAGCCUCUGCUUUUAUAGUGAUACUUGAACAGGUGCGUCUGCUGAUGAAAAUCUACUCUUUUAUCAGGGAGAAUACUCCUCGAAUACUUUCCUUUACGCCACAGAAAACAAACACCGUACAGGUUCCUAAAGUUUCCCAGUACCUGUAUUUCCUCUUUGCUCCCACCCUUAUUUACAGAGAUGAAUAUCCCCGAACUCCUACAAUAAGAUGGAGCUAUGUAGCUACCAUGUUUGCACAGGUCCUUGGGUCACUCUUCUAUACUUCUUAUUUAUUUGACAAAUACCUCUUACCUGCAUUUCGGAGCCAUAGUCGAGAGCACUUUAAUGUACGAGAGCUUGUCCUUUGCAUCUUCAACAUCAUACUUCCAUGUAUAUUGAUGACAAUAUUCAUAUAUUUUUUACUCUUUCACUACUGGCUGAAUGCUUUUGCUGAGAUGCUGCGCUUUGCUGACAGAAUGUUCUACAAGGACUGGUGGAAUUCAACAUCUUAUGCAAGGUAUUACCGAACCUGGAAUGUGGUGGUGCAUGACUGGCUGUUUUACUAUGCAUACAAAGAUUUCCUUUGGUUAUUUGGGGGAAAAUCCAAAGCAGUUGCUAUGCUGUCAGUCUUCACUCUUUCUGCUAUUGUGCACGAAUACGUCUUGGCCGUCUGCCUUGGUUACUUCUAUCCGGUCCUGUUCUGCUUCUUCAUGGGUUUUGGAAUGCUUUUCAACUUCAUUCUCAAUGACCAUCGGAAAGGCCCCAUAUGGAAUGUGAUCCUGUGGAUUACGCUCUUCCUUGGCCAGAGUGUCCUAUUUUGCCUCCACACCCAGGAAUGGCAUGCCCAUAAGCACUGCCCUUUGGAAAAUCCCACUUUCCUUGACUAUGUGAAACCGCGUUCCUGGACUUGCCAUCUUAAAUUCUGACACCCUUUGGGAUAUCCCUCCGUGUCAAGGUCAGAAGAUGUUUGUCUUUUAAACAAUGACAAGAAGUUGGGCUAGCGUGUUAAAAUGACUGCAGACUUUUUAAAGGGAAACUCUCUUUAGUUAUGGCAAAUGAUGGCAUUUUGUCACUCAAGGCAGCUAGGACUGCAGGUGGCUUGGCAGAUGGUUCUCUUUCCUUUGGCAGCUCCAACCUGAGCCAUUUCCAUGCUGGUCAUGAAUCCUACUGAAAGGUUGGUGAAGGAAUUUCCGGUAAAGACUUUUGCCUAUUGCAAACAGUACUUUUUGUGUUACUGUCUGAAGUUGGCUGUAUAGUGCUACCUUGGUUUAAGAACAGCUUAGUUUAAGAACUUGGAUUAAGAAUGCUGCAAACUUGGAAGUAGGUGUUUUGGUUUGUGAACUUUGCCUUGCAAUAAGAACAUGUUUUGCUUCCUAUUGUCCCCCGCUGCUAUGGGAAAGCACGCCUUGGUUUAAGAACACUUUGGUUUAAGAAUGGACUCCUGGAACAGAUUAAGUUUGUAAACCAAGGUACCACUGUAUUGUGAUUGGGGUUAGGCUUGCCUGUCUGACCGUAACCGUCCUUCUGAAUUGCCUUUGGAAACGGGACACUUGCUCAGUAUUUGUAUACAUUCUUUUGCUUGUUGCUACAGCACAAUAUGUGAUGGAGCCAAUGGCCCACAAAAAAAAUGACUUUGCUUUUUAUUUACUGUCACCAGACAACCUCUUUUCCUGCCCACUCCCAAGUAUAGGCAGAGGCUUUGAGGGAGAUGCAGGGCUAUUUGCAUUGGGGUAUAGAAAAGGGAAGGAGAGUGGGAGAGAGACUUGGGGUUUCUUACCUUUCGCAAACCACGGCCCAAGCGAGGAGGGCUUGAGUCUGGAGAUGUGUGUUACGGGACACUCUUCUUGUUGGAGGGCCAAGUUCACUUGCCACUUGAAUGUGACUUUGUGGAUACCUGGUUGGAGAAGCAGUAAGGUAUUCUAUACCCUUUUCCAUGGAAGUAGCCAUAAUGUAAGCAUAUGAGUUUUGAUUCAUCCACAACCUUUAAUUUGCCAAAACAAAUAGUUGUUGUAAUGUAAAUUGGCCGAGGAUACAUGGAAUCUGUUAACUUCUACUUUGAGGAUAAUGUUACUGAUUCUUAUGAGUCACAAAAGGUAUGUUGUAACUUUUGUGCCUUGUUUUUGAGCUUUAUCCCCCCCCCCCCUUUUGAAUAAAUUUUCACUGGUGUACCAUUUAGGUGUAGGAUCUUAAUAAUCUUAAUAAUAUGAGCAGUAAAGGUUGGUCUUUUCCUUACCAGGCUUACUUUGCCCUUUGGCCUCCGAUCCAAUAAAACAGGCAGCAUUAAAUUAAGUACCACAAUUAAGGUGCCAUGUGUUCCAGGUUUAUUUGACGAAGGUGGGUGUGUCAUUGAUAUACCCAUAUAUUCCGGCGUAUAAGAAGACUGGGUGUAUAAGACCACCCCCAACUUUUCCAGUUAAAAUAUAGAGUUUGGGAUAUACUCACCGUAUAAGAAAUUCGACCCGGCGUAUAAGACGACCCCCGACUUUUGAGAAGAUUUUCCUGGGUUAAAAAGUAGUCUUAUAUGCAGGAAUAUACAGUAUGCUAAUUUUUGUGGAUUUGGGGGAAAGUGCCACCUGGAUUGAAUAUGAUGAGCAGUGGUUUCAAGAUGCCCAACGUCAAGUACAGUAUUUAAUCUAGUUCAAAACUUUAAAAUUCUUUGAAACAGUAUUCACUUUUGGAGAAAGAUGAGGAAAUAUGAGCAUCUGAAUUUGGAUCAACACCCUGUGUAAGCUCCAAAGGAGUCUGAUAAGUUCCCUUAACAAACACACUGUUUUUAGAGGCUACUCACUUGUAGUUGCAGGUUCUAGAUAGAGGUGUGAGGGAGACUUCUGUUCCUAGAACAUUGCAAACUCUAUGUGCAGAUUGUAGAAUUGCUAAAUCAGUGUUACCAUUAUAGACAUAUCCCUUCCAAAAAGCUUUUUGCUUUGGUCUUAAAUUGUCUAUGAUGGCACUGUAAUUGUCAUUAUAAGAUGGCCUGGAUCCACCCAAAGAAUUUUCAUCGCAUUGUGUCCUUUUCUGCUGCUUGUUUAAAGAGAACCACCCAAACCUCUGUCUUCAGAAUAUAAUUUGAAAAUUUUAUCAAAUAAAUCCUGUUAUCUUUGGGAAAUAUGUGUACUUUUUUCUAAGGGGGACGUUUGGGAAGAUCAAUAUACGAUACUAAUUGUAGUCAACCUCAUGCUUUGGGACUGAAUCUGUGAAUGUAAACUGGAUGGGCACAACAUGAUUUUAAAUCUCCUGCAAAUGAUCUACACAACUGAUUGUAACCUUUCUACCUCUGUGACAAGGCAUCCUGUUAAUCUGGAAGGUGCUGGUUUGCAAGGCUGUAGUUUUCCUCUUUUCUCAGAGUGAGCAAUGGAAAACAUUUCUUGCACAGACGGUGGUGAGAAGAGGACCUUAAACUGUACUUGACACUGGAAUGGUAUCGCCAAGUCUCACUUGCAUCUUUUUGUAAUAUGGAGAACAUUGUGAGUCAGGGAAGGUUGUUGAUGGUGGGAUAUAGAAUUGUUAACUGAUUCCAAAAUGUAUUGAACUGUCUGUUGUGACCUAUUCUGUUACUUGCAAGGGAUUAUGUGAUCUAUACUGUACUACAGAAAUUGAAAUAUAUUUUGCUAUUCAUGAAA
Zootoca vivipara (common lizard) is the source of this 5301-nucleotide messenger RNA. Its product is annotated as sterol O-acyltransferase 1. Gene Ontology annotation, cellular component: endoplasmic reticulum membrane. Gene Ontology annotation, biological process: cholesterol metabolic process; cholesterol efflux. The record is from RefSeq and is a predicted model, not a curated record. Gene Ontology annotation, molecular function: cholesterol O-acyltransferase activity; cholesterol binding; fatty-acyl-CoA binding. NCBI's taxonomy places the organism in Eukaryota, Metazoa, Chordata, Lepidosauria, Squamata, Lacertidae.